Carassius auratus (goldfish) is the source of this 1126-nucleotide messenger RNA. Its product is annotated as endonuclease domain-containing 1 protein-like. The record is from RefSeq and is a predicted model, not a curated record. NCBI's taxonomy places the organism in Eukaryota, Metazoa, Chordata, Actinopteri, Cypriniformes, Cyprinidae. The coding region runs from base 26 to 907 and encodes 293 amino acids. The transcript has 2 exons. Gene Ontology annotation, molecular function: nucleic acid binding; hydrolase activity; metal ion binding.
AGGAGAGCUGUUUCAUUUCAAUAAAAUGGAUCUCUGGACUGUGUUUUUCUGCUUUCUGCUCGUCACUGUGCGCUCAGAAGUGCAGAGAGAUUUUUCCCCUGAAUGCCGUGAAUUCAUGUAUAUGGGCACACCCCCGCGGGGUCUGGAGAACCGCUCGCUGAAAAAGAUCUGCCAGCGUUAUAAUGGCAAGCCCCGGUAUGUCACUCUGUAUGAUGUGGUGGAUCACAUCCCGGUGUAUUCUGCCUACACUUUCAAACGCUCCGACGGCGUCAAGAAGGUUGAUGUUCCUUGGAUGUUCGAGCCUCAGCUCUCCACAGAAACAGACUCUGGUGAGAUGCAGCCAUUUCCUUCCAAUGAUGUCCACGAAAGUUUUGCAGAAGCCCAGGCCAUCUUGGAAGACUACUCAAACAUUGUUGAUUUCGAACGAGGCCAUCUGAACCCCGACGAGCACCAGGCUCACCCCGAUGACAAGGCAGCCACGUACACCCUCACCAAUGUGGUCCCACAGAUCCGCGAGUUCAACGUGGGCUACUGGAAACAACACGAGCACAUCAUCCGCCGUCGACUCAACAACUACUGCCGCGGUAAGGCCUACAUAGUCACGGGGGUCACCACAUCUGGUAAGAUGAUCCGUAGAAACAACAUCGACCGAGUGGCCGUUCCCACCUACCUGUGGUCGGCAUACUGCUGCGUAGAUUACGAUCACAAUGCCCCGUUCGACGAGCGAUCCAAAUUCCCUGUCUUUGCAGCUCAUGGGCUCAACGAGAAAGAAGGAGCAGAGGUCAUAGAGAUGUCUGUGCAGCAACUGGAAGAUUUUUUGAGGAAGAACACCUUUGUGGACAAGAGGUUUCAGAUUUUCUUUGGGAACUGUGAGCCUAAUGAUGCCAUAAUGUCAGUCAAGACUUAGACGUCUUCAUCCUGUUUCUCUAAAACUCAUAAAAUAAUAUCUUUCACUGAUCAGAAUUGUGUUCUGUAGAAUGAAUAUUCUGGCAUACACUCUUUAUUUUAUAACCUAAUGACACAGAAAAGGCCAUUUUAGAUUCCACUGAAAACAUUGUUUAGUUCUUUACAAAACAAUUUUUUUGCAUCUACACUUCCGUUCAAAAAGUUUGGGGUCAGUGAGAUU